Geodia barretti is the source of this 438-nucleotide messenger RNA. The record is from the annotation of a GenBank genome assembly. Lineage: Eukaryota; Metazoa; Porifera; Demospongiae; Tetractinellida; Geodiidae.
AUGGACGCUGACCGCCGCGAGGCGGCUCCCAUCUGGCGCGAAGCCUUCGAGAAGAUUCUUGCCCUCGAGGAGCACAAGGAUUUCGGGGACAAUGCCGUGAGCGGCGGCAUUCGUCGCUUCAUCGAACGCUGGGAUACCGAGCUGCGCGGUUGCUUGGGCGACGACCCGGCUCGCGUGGAGCGGCUGAUAUCCGCGCCCUACCGCAACCUGCCGCCGGAGGGACGGCGGGAGUGGGUUGCGGCGUGGCGCAGCGCCUUGGGAGGCGCGGUUGAGCCGUCCUCGCCACCCGAGCCCUCAUGUCCAGGAGACACGGGCAGCAGCCGUGGAACCACCGGACGUCGACCCCGCGCCGGCAACCCUGCUCUUCGCCCCCGGCGACGCCUCGGGGCGCGUUCCGGUGCGCCGGCGCCGGCACGUCGCGCCGGUUCCGGUCGCUAA